Messenger RNA from Hypomesus transpacificus, 2671 nucleotides. RefSeq names its product zinc finger protein 501-like. The transcript has 2 exons. The record is from RefSeq and is a predicted model, not a curated record. Bases 231 to 1502 code for a protein of 423 amino acids. Gene Ontology annotation, biological process: regulation of immune system process; regulation of cytokine production; negative regulation of transcription by RNA polymerase II. NCBI's taxonomy places the organism in Eukaryota, Metazoa, Chordata, Actinopteri, Osmeriformes, Osmeridae.
UGGGUUGGGCGGUGGGUAGAUAAAAUGUUUACUCUAGGGUCGUAGAUUAAGCUGUCAUGUAUGUAGGCGUAACUGGCUACACGCUCCUGCACAGUAGGUGGCGGUGUAAGCGUAGCCUACUACUUGGAUGCGAUCCACCAAUAAUUGUCGAGAGAACACUGUACCAGACUGUACCCAGUUAGCUUGCAGCAUAAGCUGUAUUUAUUCAGCGUUUAGCAAUUUCCCUGAAAAUGGCCACAUUACAACGGUUGAAUGGAUUUCUCACCGACCGACUAGCCGCGGCUGCUAUAGAGAUAUUUGGGGCAGUUGAGAAGACGAUGGUUGAGUAUCAGGAACAAAUUUCAGAUUCUAAACAGGAGAUAAGGCAUCUACGAAAACUACUUGUGGAUUUGGGUUACAAGUCAGACGGCGUGCUUUCCAUUGCCCCUGCCAGUGAAGACGUGUUUGUUUCUGAGCUAGAGGAUGAGCAGGAGAGGGAUGCCAUUCCAAUAGAGAAAGAAAGUGAUGAAGACUCCCCAAUAGAACCAGACGCCACUCAACAUGAAGAGAGCAAAGGUUUUUGUGGGGUCGACGGAGAAAUGACAUUGUUCAGCACAAAAAGAACCAGGGUCACAAGAAAACGUAAAGAGAAAACAGCUAGUUACCACACCGCUGCUGCCCAAGUUGAAACCAGUGAACUGACAAUGAGGGAAAACCCAGGGGAGAAACGCCACAGCUGUAAUGUGUGCAUGAAAUGCUUUAGCAGGCCGAGCCAUUUGAAAGUCCAUCAGAGAACACACACUGGUGAAAAACCGUAUCAGUGUAAAGACUGUGGGAAGAGAUUCAAUCGCAAGUAUUGCUUAGAGGUGCACAUUCAGACUCACACAUCUGAUAAGCCGUUUUGCUGCCAUGAAUGUGGCAAAUGCUUUCGUCGAAAUGCAGAUUUAAUUCUGCACAUGAGAGUGCACACUGGAGAGAAACCCUUUAAGUGCCCUUUUUGCGACUCAUGCUUUAAGUCGGGAGGUCACUUAGUUCGGCACCAGCUGAGCCAUACAGGUGAAAAACCAUAUCAGUGCAAUGACUGUGGCAAAUGCUACAAGCGGAAAGAACACUUGACUGAGCAUAUGAGGGUUCAUACAGGGGAAAGACCUUACUGCUGCACAAAAUGUGGAAAGUGUUACAGUCUGCGGGGAAACCUGAGAGUCCACAUGAGGACCCAUGUGGGGGAGAAACCAUUCAAGUGUAGUUUGUGUGGCAUUUGCACUGUAUCAGCAAACCACCUCAAACGUCACAUGCAGAUUCACACAGGAGAGAAGCCUCACGUGUGCCCAGAUUGUGGAAAGUCCUUCAAUCGGAAAGAAAAAAUGACAGAGCACAUGAGAACUCACACUGGGGAAAAACCAUAUUGCUGUCAAGCUUGUGGCAAAUGCUUUAGGCUAAGGGCAACGAUGAACAUACACAUGAGGACACACACAUCCUCAGAAGAUACUUUUCACUUUGAGGUGACUGAAGAUGAUGACUAAUGCUCAUAACCUAACAGACACCUUACACUGACAAGAAGGGUUAGUUUUGUGUAUAAAUCCAAUAAGAAUAAUUGAAAAACUGUAUUUAUCCUAGCUAAUGAAGCAAACUGAUGUUGUGAUGAAACAUUUUCAAGGAUGAAACCAGUUUUUAUCCCAUUUAUUUUGCGUAAGUAUGUAUGAUGGUGUCGGAGAAAUGUAGAAUGUAAGGUUAUAUUCUGAAAAUACUGGCAUUCCUUUGUCAGUAGAGAGCCCUCUCCCCACAUGACCUAUAUGUAUCGCUUUCAUCACUGCCACAUUCUUAAGAAAUUUAAUUUGUAACGUUUUGAAAGCUUCAGCGAUUUAUGUUUUCUCAAAUUGUUAUUUAAGUGUUCCAAAAAGUUGGCUCCUGAACCCCUGAGUACAUUUAUUCAGAGACUAAAUAGCGGUAGUGACAAGGGGCUUUACCAAAAUUGUAAAAUCCCACAGCGCAGAACAUCUUUUGGUACAUCAGCCUUUUCUUACAGGGCUUGUAAACUGUGGAACUCACUGCCCACAGAGAUUAAGAUCAUUUCUGAGUUUAAAAUGUUCACCUUUAGACUUAAGGCAUGGCUGAAAGCAAACCAAAACUGUACCCAUGUAAAUGUCUGAGCGUGAAUGAGUUUUCGAUUAGUACAAUUGCAUUGUGUACCCUUCAAAUUAGUUCUUAGAAUGCGUGUGUUCUGAAUGUGUAUUUUUCUAUUCUGUAUUUUUUUUAAUGUAUAUUGUUUUUAUUAUGUGCUAUUGUAGAAAGGCCCAUCCAGGGACGGGAGUUGAAAAUUAGCUCUUGCUAUAAACUCCAUGUGCAUCACGUCAGCUGCUAACUUUGCUCUGUAGCUAUGUUUAACUCCAUUGUCCCUGUCAAAUAAACAAAUAAAUACAUAAAUAAAUUGAUGACACUAGUCUUACGUAAACAAACUGACCUAGGUUGACCAUUAUCAUACUAGAGGUGCAAUAAACCUUAUCUGUGUUGACUGAAUCAUAUGGUCAAGCCUAGGGUCAGAAGUUUCCACGUGCAUGCGCACUCUGUCUCUGGGAUCGAUCAUAUUAACAGCUGGUAUGCCGGGGAGGAGACUUCUUACCAAUAAAUGGUCUUACCUGAAGACUUGUGAACUAAACAAACUUUGUAGCACAAUAGCGUGAUGUUUUGUCUC